Molecule: messenger RNA, 774 nt
Organism: Dichotomopilus funicola
Lineage: Eukaryota; Fungi; Ascomycota; Sordariomycetes; Sordariales; Chaetomiaceae
Product: RNA polymerase II subunit A
Exons: 2
Coding region: 1-774 (257 amino acids)
Biological process (GO): termination of RNA polymerase II transcription
Cellular component (GO): mRNA cleavage and polyadenylation specificity factor complex; nucleus
Molecular function (GO): RNA polymerase II CTD heptapeptide repeat phosphatase activity
Source: RefSeq, a predicted model, not a curated record
AUGGACACCGCCAAUGGAGACGCGGGGUCCGCGUCCACGACCCAGAACGGCCAGCGGGAGGACGACUCAAACUUCAAGUUGAGGUUCUGCACAGUAUGCGCCAGCAACCAGAACCGCUCCAUGGAGGGACAUCUCCGCCUCGCCCAAGCCCACUACCCGGUGAUAUCAUUCGGUACAGGGUCCCUCGUUCGUCUACCGGGACCAACGAUCACCCAACCCAACGUCUACAAGUUCAACGAGACCUCCUACGACAGCAUAUACCGCGAGCUGGACGCCAAAGAUCCCCGCCUGUACCGGGCGAACGGCCUGCUGAAUAUGCUUGGCCGGAACCGCGACAUCAAAUGGGGCCCGGAGCGGUGGCAGGACUGGCAGGUUGGGCUACCGAGGGUCAAGAACGAAACAGAUCAAGGCAGGGUCGGCUUGGAGGGCGGCGUGCCGGACAUCGUCAUCACCUGCGAGGAACGGUGUUGGGACGCCGUGGUGGAUGACCUCCUCAACCGUGGCUCCCCGCUCAAUCGGUCGGUCCAUGUGAUCAAUAUUGAUAUCAAGGACAACCACCAGGACGCUUCGGUUGGUGGCAGCGCGAUUGUCGACCUAGCGGACUCUCUCAAUAGAGCCGCGAUGGAAGAGCGCGAGAGGGUGGGAUCGGCUGUGUUUGACGCUGGAGGCGCUGGUAGCCGCGCGAGCUUUGAUGAACGCGUGCCCGAGGUGCUGGGCGAGUGGCAAGAAAGGUGGCCAAACUUGCCCGCUACGUGGACACUGUCCUGGUUUUAA